This is a messenger RNA of Rotaria sp. Silwood2, 1876 nucleotides long. Lineage: Eukaryota; Metazoa; Rotifera; Eurotatoria; Philodinida; Philodinidae. The record is from the annotation of a GenBank genome assembly.
GGGUUAGACAACUGAUGAGCCCCACUUCCUUGUCCAUUUCCACCGACAACCACUUGGCCACUCGUCGCACCCCAUUUCCAUUCCACAAUACGAUGAUUCGAUAUAUCAGCGACAUAGACAGUUUGAUCAUCAUCAACAUACAAACCCAAUGUGUAAGAGAGUUGAUUGAUUCCAUUGCCUUGUCGAUUUCCUCCAGCCACCGUGAUACCAUUCUGUUGCCAUCGAGCAUUCGGAUGAAUGUUGGUGCUGGACGGAGAACGUAAUGGGUAGUCUGAAAUAGAGACAGAAAAUUUGUCUUUUCAUGAAAAUAGGAUUUGUUACAAGACGAGAAAUGUUUUUUAGUCAAAUUCUCAACUUUGUUAACAACGAUUGUUUUGUUUUAACUGUUUUGUUGGAUUCAAAAUUAUUCAUUGCAAUAUUUCCGGUUAACCACCCAUUAUUCCUUUAUUUUGCUCUCUAAUACAAUCUUUCUCAUUUUUGUGCUCCAGUUCAAAUUCAUAAGAAUCUUAGACAAGUGACAGUGAUAGAACAUCGCUGAUAUCUUAUUUGAGCAUAAAUUACGAUAUAGUACGUAUGAAUGCUUAUGAUCGAUUUUCAAGUAGAAUAAAAAAAGGAGAAUUGUUUGAUUGAAAACUCAAUAUUUGCUGUUUAGUCAGUACUGAGUUAUAGACUUAUCUAUUAUAGCUGUGCACAGUUCUUUCUCUCUAUACUUCAUUUACUACAUAUAUUUUUAAAGUCAGUAUCUAGUUCACACUUCUUAGUUGAGAAGACAUUUUCCAAAUUUGACGUUGCGGCAAGACUGGCUUUAUCAAAAGUUAUGGCGACAAAAACCUAUUUAUUCAAGAAAGGGUGAAAUUCUGCCUUGGAAUUGCCAUUGUUCUUUCGAAGGUUACACUUUUUCGGCGUAAAAAGUUCAAGUUCGUAGAAAAUUAAAAAUUCUGAGUUAGGGAAGAUAUUUUUCACCAAAUUUGAUCAAACAAAUAUCCUAUGAGGUCUUAUCAAUGAAAGAGUGUGGGUGUUGAUCAUUGAGGAGGAUCACACCUACACCCACACUUAUACAGUAAUAUGCCCACGAUGCAAAAAGAUUGCCUUUGUGAUGGAAUUGAAAUACAACAGCAUAACGAAAAUGGAAAAAGAAAAGAAUAUUCAUUAAGCUUAAAACGGCAUCCUACAAAUUACAGUCAAAUCAAUUUUGAUCAGUAUACAGAUGAAUGUCCAGAUGAUGAACUUGAUUUUCAACUAAUUAAUUAGAACAGACAGAGAAAGAAACGCUUCACAAGUAACAAAGAUGAUAGAGUUCAAGCACGAACAAUAAUAAAUUCGAAUAUUAAUAAUAACAACGAUAGAUAAAAAUGAAGUCAAUGAUAGUCCAUUUCGAAUGUCAAAGUAUGCAUAGGAUUAUGCAUCUGAAUAUCAUUUUCAAUCAAUUAAAAUUGAAUGCAAUGCAAAAAUAAAAGAUCAACGUAAAGGUUCAAAAUAUAUUCAAGCAUUUCUUAAUUAUAUUAAGGUCGACUUUCUAAGUCAAAAUGUAUCAUACACUAAACCAUUAUUAUUUGACUUGCGGUGGAUCGAUAGAGAUAGAAAUAUUCCAGCAAUUAGUAAAUCUACUGAAAUAAUUGUUUAUUUAUCGCAAGCAAAUCGUCUUCCAAAAGAAUUAAAUAAUAUUAAAAUAAUCCUACAUCCACCAAGGCAUCUGCCACCACAGUACACAUCAAUACUAAAAUGGGUUAAAAACUCCAUCUCUUUUGAUGAUAUAAAGAUGGAAAUUACAGCUAAGUACAAAUCAUUAUGUUUAAGUGAAGAAACUAUGGGGACGAAGAGUGAUCGAAAUCGUUAUCUUCGAAUCGAAUUACUUGAUAAUCUUCAAAAGUUUUAA